AUGGUAUCUUUUGAUGUUACAUCCCUUUUUACUUCUAUUCCCCAGGACCUGGCGAUCGAGACAAUUGAACUGCUACUACAAAGCAAAUACGAUGAAACGGAGAACCGUCUUGGACACGCCCAAAUCCUUCAGGUCCUGAAGCUCUGUCUCAGGACGUACUUCACGUUCGACGGGACAAUCUACGAACAGGUGAAGGGCACACCAAUGGGUUCGCCGAUUUCGGGAUUCAUCGCCGAGGCGGUCCUGCAACGGUUAGAGUCGCUGGUCUUCCAACACCAUAGACCGAAAUUCUGGGCCCGGUAUGUGGAUGAUACCUUCGUCGUCAUCGAACGGGAUCAGGUGUUGAAAUUCCAAAAACAUCUCAACGCCGUCUUCCCGGACAUUCAAUUUACGAUGGAGGAGGAAGAGAACAACCAGCUGGCCUUCCUGGAUGUCCUCGUAUGCCGCAAGGAUUGUGGUGAAUUAAAGACCAAAGUGUUCAGGAAAGCGACAAAUACGAUGCAAGUACUGAACUUCAACAGUAACCACCCAAUCAGCCACAAACGCAGUUGUGUAAGGACGCUCUAUCGGCGUGUCGAAACGCACUGCAGUGAGCCGGAAGACAAAAUUGCUGAACUACAAUACCUCCGACGGGUCGUCAAAGCCAAUGGCUACCCGCGCAACUUCGUCGACCGGUGCAUACGCAAAAGGGACGAAAGGCCUAACCGCACGGACACCAAGUCUUGGCGGGCACUUCCGUAUGUCAAGAACGUUUCGGUAGCUGUCGGCCGCCUUCUCGCACCACUUGGGGUUGGAGUGGCACACAGACCGGAGGCAACCAUCAGGCGUCUGAUCAUGAAACCGAAAGACCCACUGCCACGGCUAGAAACGUCUGGAGUCGUUUAUCGGAUCUGGUGUAGUUGCGGACAAAGCAACUACGUCGGAGAAACCGGAAGACAGCUCCGAACGAGAAUGGCCGAACACGCGGCAGCGGUGCGCAGAAAUGACGCCAGCUCUCAAGUUGCGGCUCAUUCGACGAGACCCGGCCACACAUUUAAAUUCGAUGAGGCCGAAAUUCUCGCAAGAGUUGACAACCGAGUGAGCCGAGAGCUACUGGAAUCAUGGUUUACUGGCUCCCAGUCCAUCAACAAGUGCAACGAUCUUCCCAUUCAAUACAGCGUGCUGAGACUUCGUCUAGGCGGAGUAAUUGGCCACGCGGGGAGCGCACUGGUGAACACUCUUCCCAACACCCGGGUCAACGCAUCAGAUGGUCGAGCAAUCAUCACGCCAACAUCCAACGCACGUGAUGAAAUUGCGGCAAUUAUCGACUCGAAUGUCGGCCAUCAAGCAAUGAUCACCCCAAGUGUGACAAUCCCGGAUGAAGGGGGAAGCCGUGAACGUUCAUAG
Molecule: messenger RNA, 1386 nt
Organism: Spirometra erinaceieuropaei
Lineage: Eukaryota; Metazoa; Platyhelminthes; Cestoda; Diphyllobothriidea; Diphyllobothriidae
Source: the annotation of a GenBank genome assembly